Molecule: messenger RNA, 1002 nt
Organism: Caenorhabditis bovis
Lineage: Eukaryota; Metazoa; Nematoda; Chromadorea; Rhabditida; Rhabditidae
Source: the annotation of a GenBank genome assembly
AUGAUCGAGCAAUGUUCUAGGGUUACGGUGUAUUGCCGCUAUUUCAACGGGUCCCGCCACGAAAUUGGAGCACCGUUUGAGACGCAAAUAUUUCCGGACACGAUUGCGUACUGCUCGAGACGAUUCCGAGCCAAAUACAUGUCGCUGACAUUAACGGAAGACGAGAUUCCGCAGCCGCCGGUCAAAAUCAUUGACAGAAAGAUGGCGAAUCCGCACCACAACUUCACCGUCUGCAUGGCUCCGUUGUACGGCGAUGAGCCGAAGUGGCUGCAAAUUGCUGAAUUCAUGGAACAUUACAAACUACAGGGUGCAACGAUGGUGUAUAUUUGGGUGGGAUGGGUGGAGGACUACACCAAACGAAUCCUUGAGGAUUAUGAGAAGCGCGGAGAAGCGGAGAUAUUCUGGCUUUACGAUCAAUAUCCGAAAAAUGACUACUAUUGGCAUAAUGUUGAAAUUCAGGGAUGCUUCUUGCACACGAAACGAAUCUCGAAGUGGACUGCAGUCGUCGAUUUGGACGAGAGAUUGAUUUUGGCGGACCACACGAGGCCACUUAUCGGUUACAUGAACCAUCUCUAUCGUCCCGACAUCGCGACGCUCAUAUUCCGACAGCAAUACAUUAUAAAAACCGAAUCGUCUCCUGAAUAUUAUAUCGACGAUCGGCAAACGGAAGAAUUCAUGCCAACCCAGAGAUAUCACAAUUCUUCGAGUUUCGGGCCGCCAAUGUUCGUCACAAAAUCCAUUGUUCAAAUGGACAAGGUCGCCGUUCUCUCAAUUCACAAAGUUCUUCGGUAUUACGGCUACUACACGGACCAUCAACUGACACCGGAAGAGGGUUAUGUGAAACACUAUCGCUAUGUGAAAACCAAUAACUUCACAAAAUUCCGUCUUUCGCAAGUUGAAAAACUCGGCGAGUUUUCAGUGACGAGUUUGGAGCCGAGUUAUUCGAAGAAGCUUGUUGAUAACACUGUCAAUCGGGUCCGACAUGUCUAUAAGAAUAUUUAA